AUCUUCAAAGUGGAUAAAAGUGAACAAGUUGUAGGCUGAAAAUAUUAAAUAACACCGAAAAUGUCACAGCAAGAACAUUAAUGAAAAGAUUAACCAAAGUAGUUCGGUCUGGGCAUGGGGGGCGAAUGGGAAACAACAGCUGCAAGGAAGAACCGGUGAUUACAGACAGACUGAAGGCCGAAGACUUCGUUUUCACACAGGUUUGAAAUUAUUCACAUCGAUCAUGAUUAAGCUUUCUAGUUGUUGCAAGCAAAUGAGCAAUUAGCUUUAGUUAAAGUUAUCUUUCAGCGUUUCUAACAAUAAACUAGCGCUUUAUUUUUGUUUUUGUUUUCGCAGACUUCGCGAUAUGGAUUUCCAUUUCAGCCAACUUGCCUUGCUCACGACCCGGUUCAAAGUAUUUUGGCCAUAGGAGCUUAUGAUGGUUCCGUACGAAUGUAUCCUUAUCUUGCAACAUGCUUUUCCAUGUAAACUUACGAUCAUGAACUUAAAAGUCUUUCCUCUUGAAACUCCAAUAUUCGUGCUUUUGGUGUGUUUUAUGGCCAGCCAGUGUUAUAUGUUCCUCUUUUUUACACAAACAAAUUGCCCUAAGACUUAAGUAAGCUUUAAUAACAUCACGCGAGCAAGCUUUAAUACGAGCUGAUCGCCGUGUUUUCAUUUGGUAAUUUUGUAGUUAUGUACAAGGAAUAUAAAUUUCUCUGGAAAUUUGUUGGUGAGAUAAUCACAUAUUAAAACGGAUGCGGUAGUAAAGUACAUGUACGUGGUAUUGUCUAUUAUUGCGGUGAAGAAAUAUUAUUGCUAUGUAUUUUGUUGUUGGUCAUCUGUUGGGAGGUCUUCCCUGAAAGAAACAAACAUGUGCAAUCUCACAUUCGGCGUUUUGCAAUCGGUCGGUUUGUUAUUCAAUCGAACUGACCGUCAAAAGGUGUCGACAAAACAUCACCACAUUUUUAAUCAUAUCUUUAAGUAAAGUUUCGCUUCUAAUAGUGUUGUCUAAUUAACAGAUGAUCGAUUACUUUUGAAAACAAGGACAUUUUUCCUUGACUUGCAUUGAUUGCAGCCUUGGGCAACCCGGGGUAGAAUGUCAUAUACAGCACGAGAGUGGUGCUGCUGUAAGAGAUCUUAUAUUUCUCAUUAACGAGGUGAGAACAAAUCGCCAUCAAUACAGUGGUUUUGAAGUUUUCAAUGGAGUGAUAUCAAAAUUAAUGCAGCAGUGAUUCUUGACACGUCCUUGAUUUUUAUAAUGCUAAUAAUAUUAUAACUAGACUCGAUGUUUUUUUAGGAAUGAUUUACAUUAAGUUUACAUAGCCUUUUAGUUAUAAAUCAUUUUUUUUUGCUCCCAAGUGAACUUAUUGUUCACUAACGACUUCCUGACUUCAUGUUUCAGUAGUCUUCUGGUUAUAAAAAUCACAAGCUCAUUUAAUAAACUCAAGUUUUUCCUGUAGGUUUUCAAUUUGUCUUACAUGAAAAUUAUUUCUUGCUGAAAAUUGGACAAAAAUCCUUUAAAAAUUAUUCCCAUAAGUGGUAAAAACAAACUACAAAUCCUUACAACUGUGAACAGACAAGCAAAGUAUUAUUGGGUAAUGCUCUCUUUGCAUGUUCUUCUUACGUUUCAUUAUUUUGGACUUAACAAUACAGGGAAAUCGUUUCAAAUCACAUUUUAAAACAUUGAAAACCAAAUAAUAUCAUGUCAUCAAAAAGUACUUUAAAAGAGGUUUCAUUUGAAUGAUCACACAACAGGAAAAAAUUGCUGAUCCAAAACAAUAUUGCACAGUAGGUCACUUUUGAACGGUUACACUUGAUGACUUCAUUUAUAAAUUGACAUGUUAGAGCCAUUUUGAACAUUAUACAGGUGGUAAAUAGUACCACAGCAGAGUACUGCUCAGUAGCUUGAAUGAUCGCACUAUAUAGGAAUAAAACAGAGAGGGGGGAGGUGGAGGAUAACACAAUAUCCUCUUUCCAUUUUUCCUUUCUCAUUUCCCCUUCCUUUCUCUUCCUUUUAUGAUUCAAACAGGCUGCAUCUUGCACAAUAUAACAAGUGCUGCUUAGAAGCCUUCCGUUUGAAUAGGCUGGAUUUGAAUUCCAGCACAUUAAAAGAAGCCAAUUCAGGUGUAAGCUUCUAAACGACACUUUGUUGCUAGUAAGGCUUAUAAUUAGAAGACACAAAUGAACAAAUCUGAAAAAACUUUCAUUUUUUUUUGUUGUUGUCCUCUAAGCCUUAAAAAUGAAGUUUAAAUUUAAUAAAUCAAAAGAAGCAUUAACUUUGUCCCAACGGAGAGAUUCAGCCACGGAGUUAAAAAUUGGAACUGCAUUUCAUGCUUGCUUGUUAUAAUUCAAGGGUUUUUCUCUUCUUUUUACAGAAACUAGCACUUCCAAAUUUCAAUUGGUCAUUUGCAUGAUAAUGUCAUUUGACUACUACUACCAGAACCCAUUGAUAAAAGCCUUGAUUUGCACAAGGAAGCUAAACCGUGAAGGAUUCUGGUCGUAGUAGUACAGUAAAAUGCUGCGAAGAAGAACCUAGGAUUUAAGAACCUGCGGGCAGAAAUUUGUCAUUUUAAUACUUUAAAAUAUAAGAACCAGUUUAGCCAAGAAAAAUCAACAGGUUCUUAUAUGUGGGGUAGACUACAUUGUCAUAAAUAUUUUGACAAAAUCUGGCUUUAAUAUGGGAAAUUUAUAUUGCGUUAUAUAAUAAAUGUAUAAUGUAUACAACCAUUGUUGAAAACUGCAUAUCUUCUAGCUGGUAACCUAGUUUUGUUAGAUUUUUAGCAAUUUCUUGUAAUCAACAAUAGUAUCCUUCUUCAUAAAAAUUAAGAACCUAAUUAAGAACCUAUUUAGCUUAAACUUCCAAUAAGUACUCCAAACUAUAGGAAUCAAUUUUGCCAAACUUCAAAAAAGGUUCUUCUUCGCAGCAUUUUACUUUAGUAGUCAAAUGACAUCAUUGUCCAAAUGGCCAAUCUUAUCAUAAGGGAUUCAGACAAGUCUGUUUGUCUGCAAAGACUGCCACACUUGCAAAGUAACUUUGAUCAAUGUGCCUGUAUUUAUUGUAAUAUGGGUUAACUUCCACUUAACAGCCAUCUGUUAAGCAGCCACCCUCCAUUAAGCAGCCAGUAGUCAAAGUCUUGAAAUAAUUGUAGAAAAGAAUGGGGAAUUAAACCUUUGUUAAGCGGCCACCUCUAUUAAGCGGCCAUGGCCACCUUUUGGCUGCCCCAACAAGAGUUCUCAAAUUGUUUUCACCUUUAUUAAGCAAAAAUCAAGCAAUUGAUAGACUUACCGGUAGUUUGGCUUAAUUUGAAGGUAUUUGCACUGGCAAAUUUGGUACAUUUUUGCAUGGUUUUUAAUAGUUAUUUUAUGGCUAAUAUCUUUAUAUCAGUACAUCAAAAGUGUUUCUUGGUUCUUGAGGAACUAAAAUAUAUAAACUAUGCUUCGUCACCCAAAAGGUGUUAAUUUAAUUACUGACCUAGGGUGUUACAGAGAAAAAUCAAAAUUUUAGAAAAUCCUUACAGUUAUUGUUAAAAAAGAAAUGUAACACAAAUAAGGACAUAAAACAGAAUAAUUCCAUGUUCAACCACCACACAGCUCCAGUUAAUCCGCCUUCUGGGGCACAAUUUGCUAUUUUGUAAUUUGAUCCAUUUUUUGUCAUCAAUAACUCAGCUUUACGAGAAUUCUAACCUUUGGUCAAACAAAAAUCUCUUCAUUACAUUGAAAAUUUGCUGGUGGAGAUAUACCUUAAGAAUAAAAUGUAUGAUGAAGGAAAAAAACGCUGAGAGAAGGUGAUGACCAAUUGUGGGCCAGUGAUGCUUCUCCCAUCGCAUGUUUGUUUCAGACUAGUGAUGUUUCUGCUUAAGAUAAUUCUGAUAAUAUGAUGAACCUCUAUUGAGUGGCCAACCUCCAUUAAGCGGCCACUUUUGCUGGUACCCUGAGGGUGGCCGUUUAAUGGGGGUUCAAGUGUACUAGUUAAACCAGUUACAUUCUCCCCUGGAUCCCUUAGUUUUUAGUUGCUGCUCUGAAUGUAAAAAAAAUGCAACUGUGUUGUUUUCAAGUCACAAUUCACAAAGUAACUCAGUGGCAUUUUGUUUUGACAGGGAGCUUUGAUAAGUCUUUGUGAAGAUGACUACAUUCAUUUGUGGAAUUUAAGACAAGCACAACCUGCUCUUGUACAGUCAUUAAGAUUUAACAGGGAAAAGUGAGUAUUUUGUAAGACUGUGAUGUUCCAUUUGGAUAAUUAUUUAUAUAGCUUACAUCUUUGGCUCCUAGCUGCUUUGAUGAGAAACAACUUGAAUGAGUAUAGAUGUUACAGGGAAGUUAUUCAUACACUCAAACUUCUUAUAAGUUAUCACCCAAAUCCUGUGAUUGGUGGUUCCUUACAGGGUGUGUUAGACCGAGAAAACAGCCAACAUUUCACUAUGCCACAUUUGGUAUCCCUGUGAAAUGACAUCUGAGGAACAAGUGCAGAAAUUCCAAUUGAUGUGGAAGAUGGGAUCAAUAUACCAUUAAGUUAAUGGUAUAUUUGCUUGGAAACAAAGUUGAUCAGUGGUAUAUUUGCAUGGAAAUGAGGCAACAUGGCCAAUAGUGAACAAAAAAUGGCACUCACAGCUACCUGAAAAUGAACAAGACACUGUGGGAGUGUACACUUCGGCAUUGUAGUUGUGGACCAAUUGUGAAUGCGUAGGAAUAGUAAGAAAUUAUAUUUUUCCAGAUGCCCUUCCAUACAAAUACCCUUACUCUCCUUUAAGGGUGUAACGAUUCAUAUUCCUUGCAAUUCGAUUCGAUUUCAAUUAUUUCAAAUUGAUUAUGUAAAUGUUUCUUAAUUCUUAUAACAUAACGCCUAAUGUUAACAACAUGCAACCCUAAACCCUCAAUUUGAGAAUAGUAACAGGGACAGAAGGAUUCACAGUCGUUUGGUUCCUCACCAUGUUUGAGAACCUGACAGAGAGCAUGUCGCUCAUAGUUUGCCUUAUUUGGAAAUUCUCAAGGGGUGGUUGAAGGACAGCAUUUUUAUCAGGCAACACAAAAUGGCGCACAAACUGCUAUCGUCUUUGCUCGUCAAUUAAAAACACACAUUUUAAAGAGUUCUAGAUUCUGAUUUUACAAUAUAAUAACUCACUGAGGGCACCCUGGAAAAGGUGUGCAAAAAUUGAACCAAAAUCGAAACAUGGAGGCAAAGAAUCGUGAUAAUUGGUGAUAAUCGCGAGUAAUUGAGAAUUCAAUUAACCAUUACAUCACUACUCUUCUUUGGAGUUUUCAUGUAAGCAACUGUUUUUUUGUUUUAGUAUUUUAGCUUGCUACAGAAGGAUGGUUAAAAUCUCAAUCUUCUUGUUUUUACUGUAGAUUAACUUGUAUGCACCUACCAUUUUCGUCCAAGUGGCUAUAUGUUGGAACAGAACGAGGAAAUAUCCAUGUUGUAAAUAUUGAAAGUUUCCAAUUAUCAGGGUACACAAUAAAUUGGAAUAAAGUUAUAGAAAUGUAAGUAAUAUGUUACCUAGCUGUGGCAUAGCAUAGACUGUUAAUUAUAAUGUCUAAAUUCUUCAACAGUUUGAACCAACACAAUAAGGAAUUAAGCUUAGUAUGCUGCAAGCACCCACUACUAAGCCUGAGAGAGAGCCAUUUUGCUUUCAUUUUUAAACAUCACAUACCUUCAACAUUAUCUCCAUCUCUUUCUUUAGAGGGUCUUGAGAUCAUAAGUACAUCAGGGCUUGAAUUCCAGAUUGUCCUUUGGGCAAGCAGCUGUCACAUUUUGCUUGCCCGGGCCCCAAUUCUUGCUCGUCCAAGAUAAUGUUAGAGGAGGACUUACUUGGACCCAUUGGGCAAGUGAGCUUUUAACUUUUUUUGAGCCUUGAGUACACGAAACCAAUAAAUGCAUUAAUUUUGAAAUUCCUUUUUUCUUUUUGUAUUUUGUUUCAUUGUCUAGAAAAUGUAAAACUCACCCAGGUCCUGUUGUACAUAUUAGUGGAAACCCUGUGGACCCUAAUAAGGUAGUUGAAUUAUUUUCCUUAUGAUUGAAAACUCAAUGCAAGUUGCAUAAUAUUGCUUUGUUGCCACACUUAUAUAAGCAGUACAAUUCUAAGAGAAGCUUUCAUAGAUAAAUGGUCUCAAUUUUAAGUGAUUUCAACAGUGGAAUUGGAUAGUUACAAAUUAUUUGAAAAACAGUCAUGUGCCUGGAAUUCACCAAGCUGUUCAGCUUCAAAUAACUGUAACAACUUUCAAUACCAGGUACGUACUAAAAUUAUAGUGAAAGGUUCACAUUUAAGAAAGCACCCAUAGUAAAGCAGGUGACAUGCAAGUCAAUUUUCAAGUUGUUUUAAAAUCUUUCCCUGUAUGGAUGCAUUACAGGGCUCAAAUUUUCUAUUUAAAACAUUAAACAAUGUAGUGUCUAGAAAAUAGUGUUAAGCAUUGUUAUUUUUCCUGGUUGUUUUUGUUAAUUUUUUAAUGUUUUCUUUCAGUUACUUUUAGCUUUUAAUUCUGGAACAGUUGUUGUUUGGUCCCUCAGAGGGAGAACAGUGGAACAAAGAUGUAUUUUUCCUCAAGUAUGAAAGAUAUGUGUUUUUUUACAUUGUGCUACUGCAUAAUUCCUCCUUUUUUUCUCCAAAUCUUCUGAGGCAUUUACACUCUUUGUGAAUUAUAUUAUUCAUUUAAACUGUUUCACCAUUUCUGAAUGGCUAACAAUUUGAUGGUAUAUUUGCUUGGAGAUGAGGUUGAUCAUUGGUAUACUAGGCAGGUUGGCCAAUAGUGAACAUAAAAAGCUGUUGCAGAAGACAAAGAAAGAGCUGAAUUUCUGACUAAAACUGAAUGGAAGAAAUACAGGAAUAUCAACGCAUUUACUUAAUUUAUUUUGAGGAUUAUCUGCUUCAAACGACAUCUUUUUAUAUCUUGAAACCUUAUCGGAAAUAGGCCAAAGUUUUGAAAAAAAAAAAAAAACUAUAAGGAGGUAGCCUGUAAUGAACUUAAAAUAUUUUGAGUGAGUAAUAAAAUAAUUAAAUGUAAGGAUGCAUGAUCCAUCCGAUGAAAUUCUUCACAACUCAUGCUGUUGUGAAAAGAAUUAGCCCCCCAAAAAUUCAGACUUGCUGGGAUGCGAACCCUGACCUUUGCGAUAAAACAGCAGUGCAGUACUCUAACCAAUGUAUGUCGGAUAUUGUAGGGGCUGUCCAUACUUGGUGCGCAGGAACCAGUGCCUGGGUGCUGGUACAAAAUGGUACCUGAUAUGUAAUUGUGUACAUACUUGUUCCUGCCAUUUUUAAGCUUAGCAGAGAGUACAAAAUAAUGGACUUCCCCAGAACUAACAGAAACAGCAUGAAACCAGAGACCUAGUGCUGACUAUUGUGCCCGAGUACAAAGUCUCGACUUUUUACUCAGGUACCGGCACUGUGCCUGAAAUUCUAGAGUGGUUUCUUGAAAAAAAUGUUUGUUUGUGUACUUUCAAAUUUUAUGAGCCUUCUAUUUAGCAACUUCUUUCGAAUUGCUUCAUAACCAAUAUCCUUUUUCUUUUUUUCUUUCCAACAGCCAGUCAUCUCUGCUCAUUGGUUAAAUGAUGGAAAACAGUUUAUGUGCUCUCAUACUGAGGGCACCUUGACAAUAUGGAGUCUGAAAAGUGGGGGAAAGCCAGUGGAAACAAUAAGACCUCAUAGUGAGUGUCCUCUUUGAAGAUGGGAAAAAAAUCCCCUGACAGGGGUAUGGUGGUGUCUUGUCUCCUUUGCAGUGAACGAGGCCUAUUAGUGGGGAGGGGGUGGGGGUGGGGGAGUAUCUAAUGUCCCUGGUCUGGAUGUCAGCAGCUGUUGUCUCAUGUAUUGAGGAGGAAGUUAAUUCUUGUCAGUAUUUUAACUUAUAUUAAUUGUUGUCGCACUUGUCUUUGUUGCACCUGCAGUUUCAACCCAAGUCUCUCUUGAUGAAACCUUUGUGCUCUUAGAGCACAUGUUGAAGUAAAUAUUGUUUAUACCAGAAAAAAUCCCAUCUUUGUGUCAUUUGUCCCCAUUAUUCUCUUAGGGGUAUGUGGUAGAUUUGUGACCAUGUUGCUUGUCAGAACUUUACCCUUACGGUACCCUGUGAAAGGCACUUUAGCAUUUUUCAAAUUCUAAGUCAGCCGUAGUCCAGGAAAUGUCAGAUGACAUGUAGUUCUCUAUUAUUUUUACCGCAUUGUUCCACAUUGUUAAACUGCUUAAAGCUCAGUUUUGGUUCUUACUGGAAUUGUCCUGUUAUAUGUGACUGUCAUACAUGUACUAUACAGACAACGAAAAUUUGGGGAGGGAAGUACAGUGCUGUUAGGCGUAGUGGUUGUUGUGCCUUGUAUUACAUAAUGAGAGAUUAUGGAAGGUGAAAGAAGAACACUAUUGUGCAAAAUGUGCAACUAUUCAAUGUUAUUUUGCAGAACCUUCCAUUUUUUCAUGAAAUUGAUUUGCUGUUGUAAACUUUACAACAUGAAAAAAUUAUAGAGAGAAUCAGCAGACCUGUAUGGUGUUUUUAUCUCAUGUCGAUUGAGGAACUACAUUAACAAAAAAUUUUCAUCUCUGUCCAUAUGUUGUGGUUCAGUUUUAUCCUUGGUUAAAUUUUACUCUCCUUUGUUUUAGGGUACGGAAAUGUAUGGUAAUGAGUUUGGAAUCAAUGAGAGUAAAAUUUAUACCAAGAAUAAAAUUGAACCACAACAUAUAUACAUGAUGUGUAUAAUUAGGCUUUUUAUUGCAAUUCUUCUUUUACGCCAUGUUUUUGAUACUAUAUUCUCUUCUCCUUUCUUCCAGCAAAAUCUGACAAAGCGAGACCUUGUCAAGCAAUAUUUAAGGUCCAAUGGUUAGCUGUAAGCUCAGGGUAUGUCUUUCUUUGCUCAAGAAUAAAGAUUACUAUCUUUUUCUUAGGGUAUUUUCUGAGGAGAUGUUGACUAGACUAGCCGAUUAAAAGGUGAAGCCAUAAAAGUAAUCACCUUUUUAAGUAUAGGACACCUAGGAUACCUACAUAUAUUUGUUAGUCACACGUUUAACUAAUCUGUUUUUAUGAAAUCCUAUCAUGUGACCUCUGUGUGGUUCCAGAGAAUAUUCUUACACAUCGCACAGAGAAUUUGUUUAGCUUCCAAGGGGGAUGGGGCGGGGGGGGAGAUUAAAUGACAAUAUUAUUUUGAAAGGAAAAAUGAAGCUAUAACGUAAACUUGAAUUUUCAAAGGGGUGGAAGGGCGAAAGCCCCCCCCCCCAAAAAAACACUUUUUUGUCUUCAGCAGUAAAUUUUUCAUCAUAUUUAAAUUUGUUGUUAUACAUUUGUUAUGCUCCAAUUUCAGGGAUCCUUUUGUUCUGUUUUCUGGAGGAACAUGCAGCAGUAAAAAGAAAGGGCUAACAUUAAUGCAAGGGAGUAGAUCAUUGAGAGUCUUAUGCACAGACACUGUGAUUGACUUCGUUUGUAUUACAUCAACACCGUGGGGUGAAGGUGAGGACAGUUUAAUUUGGCAGUAAAGUCCUGAUCAGUCCAUAUCAUUCUUUAUCAGGGCUAUAAAGGAGACAACGGUGAAGUUUACUGCAAAUAGUUAUGGUGAGUCCUGGGACUCAUCUCGUGCAAAAUCGUGAAUCCAAGUCCAGCACCAAUGAGUCCCAGUUCGAAAAACAAUAAGUUCUGCAUGUAAAUUGACUCCAAAACUCUGUUUUUACAGUGUACUGAAAUUAAUUUAGAGUCCUUCUAUUUUAAAGCACAACAAAGGUAAACAGAAAUAUGCCUAGUUUAACAACAGCCAUAAUAACUACCACAGAAAUGACACAAACAGGAUAUUCUACAAAAACUCAUCUUCAGAUCGAUCGAUCGAUCUUUGUGUCCCACAGGACACAUGCCAUGAUUUAUUUUGCAUCUUUGGAGAUUUUCAGGCAUAAGGGAGGCGGCAUGCAGAGGUAACAAAAUCACUGUGUACAGUGUAUUAUUGAGUAAAUGAACUUACAAAAGUUUAUCAUUGGCAAUGUACAUGUGGGGAAGACUUUGCAUGACAAUCCUGUACACUUUAGGCAGCAGAGAGCUGGCAUGAAAACCUCCAAGAUAUAAAUCGCAGUUAAUUCCCAUCUGCGGCUCAGAUUUUUUCUGUGUCCUCUUAUUGUUGAUUCUUUACAUCUCCCUUUAUUUCCUUUAUUGUAUCAGUGGCAUAGGUUGGUUGGUGGGAGGCUUAAUCAUUAGAAACCAAGAAAAAUGUUUUAAGCAAGGAUGCAAAUGUACACUGUACAAGUACUUGUAACUGUACUUAAGAAUUUGCAAGAUAUUAUAUUACAUAUACUAAGUAUCUGGGAGUAUGUUUAACCAUAUACCCUUCUCAUCUUCCUUGACAGAUGUACAAGAUCCAAAAGCUGUUGUGGUUCUAACACCAAUAAAGAUCUUGGUAUAUGACCUUCUUUCAUCCUCUGCGAAGUAUGUUAUUUUUGAUAGUCACCUUUCUUUUCUUAUCCUGCCUCCAUUAUACCUUGGCACACAUUGUAAUGAUAGGUACAUGCAAGCCUUUGUACUAUAUCCUCUGGACACUUAUACAAUCCUUCCCCUCACAAAAAAAAUAAACAAAUAAUAAAAGUGAAAACAUACACACACUUGUGGGCAGAUAGAAAAAGGGGAACAUAUUUUCUCUGCGGUAUGACCCUUGGGAUUUUUUGUGGUGACCAAAGUUGGCAUGCAGAGAGAUUUUUACAUGUUCCAUUCAAAAUUAUAGUGGUAACAUUGGCACAAACAUAACAGUGACUUAUGACAACAAAAAAGCAAUUAACCUCAUUUGAACAAGAAAUAAACUUUGUUUUAAUACUGCCAAUACCUUCAAUUUUGUAUCCUUUCACUAGGAUUCUAAAAUUUCAAAGAAUGUUGAUCAGUACAGAAUAAACUUUGGCUAAAGAUCCAACCCUAAGCUGCUGUAAGCUGAUGUCAAAAUGAGUUUGUAGGAAUUCUUUGGAGUCAAGGAUAUAAUAUUUGGCUUAGUUUGUAAACUCUGCAUACAUCCUCCUUGUGACUGUAUGCAUGGACGCAUGGCUCACUAGCUGGAGGCAAUUAUAAUUAUGUUCUGGUCUUUGCAGGCCAACAGCCUUGGAAGUUCCCUAUGCAUUUAAUGUUCACGAGUCUCCUGUUACGUGCACACAGUUUUAUAGUGAAUGCCCUAAGGAUUUCAUAAAAGCACUGAGUUCUACAGCCGUUAGUCGCACAAGAAAGAGACAGUUACAAAGGGAAAGCAGUACACCUCAGGUUUGUUGAGAAAAGCUCUGCUAUAAAUCGGUGUCGGCAAUUUUUACAUGCUUGUAGCAAAUCAAAAUUGUGUUAAAAAACAGAGUAACAAAAUAAUUGUCUCAUCAUAUGUUUGUCUGCAUCAGUGAAAGGGUACCCUGCGAGCAGAGUCUCCUUCGAUCUUCCUCCAGGAAGAUCGAAGGAGUCUCUGCUCGCAGGGUAAUAAAAGGGUUGACCUCUGAACUCUGCUAGAUGCAUAUUUCUCUGUUGGUUCUGUACAGAAUACCUGGGAUGAUUAGUGAAUUUCUUGAUUGUAGGAAUACAUUUUAAUUAAAACUGUAUACUACAUGUACAGCUCAUUAAGCAGCCAUCCUUAAUUUAGCAGCUAGUUUCCAGAGUCCAGGCUGACAAAAUCACAGUCAGUAAAUUGCUGAAAACAGAACCGCUAUUGAUCAGCUGACCUUGAUUAAGUGGCCACUAUUCCCUUCCCUGUUGCAGCAUGUGUAGUUACAUGUAAUAGGUGUUUGACAGUAUAUUAACAUUCUCACUACUAUAUGAUUUUCUCUUCAUUUAAUGAAAGCCAUGGCCAAUUUCUGGAGGAAUUUUAAGUGAGCCAUCAGAGAGUGCCACUGCAGAGCUCAUAGUAACUGGGUGAGUGUUUUAUCUUGUUGUGUCACUCUCAGAUCAAGCAUGGUUUGGAAGUUACAGGUUGUACUGCUGCUGUUGUGACUGGUGCUGUAACUUAGUUACACUGAGUACUCUAAAAGUGGUUUGAUUUCACAAAAUUGACAGUUUUGGGAAGCUUGCACAUGCACACCGAACAGAUCAAUUAACAGUGCACAACAAAAGCACUGCUUUCUGGGCUGGGUCUAGCAAUUUUUAUUACAAGUUGUUCUGAGGAGAAAUUAAUCAACUAAAGCUUUAUGCUACCAGUGAUGUACUCCUUUAACUUCUGGCCCAAAUUUCAUAAGGAGCACUUUUGUAGGCUGAUUAUGUUGAUUUGUCUCAAGUUGAAACAUUUAUAACCUAUCCCUUUGGAGGAGUCUAUGGAAGUUUUGAAUUGUGGGUGGGAGUCCAAGGUAUCCAAGGGUAAAAAUCUGAAACAAAAGAAUGAGGCUUGGGAAGAUGUCGGCUUGUUAGGGUUCCAUAAAGAAAACACAUUGGAUGGUGGCCAGGUCUUUUAUACAGUGCAGUGCAGGGAAAAAAAAAAGAAUUUCAGCAUGUCUUUAGCAAGCAGCUCAUGUUUUUGGUUGCCCAGGGCAACUUCUUUCUUGUGGUAGCUAACGAUUUAGUUCAAGGAUGACAUUACCUGGACCAUUGCUGUUGGGUAAGUGAGCUUUAGCAGUUACUUGCCCAGCAAAAAGAACUACUUGUCCUGGGUGACCAGAUGGGGCUUUUUGCGAGCCCUGCAGUGUACUUCCAGUCUAAAGCCAGAAUUUCUUUAUCAUUUCAGACACUCAGAUGGGUCAGUAAAGUUCUGGGCUGCCAAGUCAGGUAGUCAUCAAACUCAUGUCUGCCAGACAUUGUAUCAUUACAAAUUGAAUUGUGCUUUAAAAAUAUCACAUUAUUAAUUUCUUAAUGUAGCUUUCCAAUCAAAGAUGCCAAACUAUUUCCCUCAUAGUUUUCAUCUCCCUUUUUUGCGGAUCCAAAGUUCUCAUCUGUUUUUCCUUUAUGGUGCGUUCACUCUCCUUAGUAAUUCCUAAAAGUUCUAAAAUUACAGGUCAACACAAAAAUUAUAAUUUGUUAUCUCAAAUUACAUUCUUGAAACUACCGUAACAAAAGAUUAUUAUCAUGUACUCUUGCAGACAGAUACGUUUCAUAAACACAGUCACACAAUACUUAAGAUUUUGUCUACUGGAGGCCUAAGUGCUACGCUGUAGAAAGUUAUGUUUUUAUUGACUGAAAUAAGGUAUUGAUUCUGGAAAGAAGGUUAAAUCUUGGCAGAUGCUAGGCCACAUGUUGAAGUACAUGUAAAAAGUCCCAGGCACAAGGCUGCUUGCUUGUUGUAGCAUGUGAGAUCGUGUCAGUUUUGGGACAAAAUGGUGCUUUCCUAUCACAACAUUCUAAUGUCAUCCACACAAUGGCUCUUUUAGAGAACAGUUAUUAUAUUAGGUCCUUUUGACAAACUAAAAAAACAACAAAUAGACAAACAACUUUAUUUCUACUUUACACAGACAACUAAAAAAGUUACAAGAAAUAUAAUUAUAAUAACAACAAUACAUACAGUAGUUGCAUGCUCAAAAUAACUCUAAAGCUAAACUAGCUGGGUGACCAUCGUUAUAAUAAGGAAAGAGGCAUGACAAACACAUUAAUAAAUUUUGUACACAUACAUAUUAUAAACUGGUACAAAAGUACAUAUACAGGACAAAAAGAAAAGAAAAAAAACAAAUAUCAGUAAAGAUUAAUAGAAAAACAACAUAAAUUGACACAACACCAAACAAAAUAAAGAAAAAAAUGGUUAGAAUUUGCGUUAAGCCAUAAGCAAAAAACGUGUCAUCUGCAGUGAGCAAAAAAUGUCUGCCAUCUGUGCUUGGCACUGACCAUCAUUUUCGUGUGAUGUUUGUGAGGAUAAACCCAUAACUGAACAGCAAUCAAUGAGUCAACGUGUCCUUGUUUUCCUUACAGAUGUCCUAAAGUGUCUCUACAAACUAUCGACAAGUAAAAUUUUUGAGAAAAACACAAGUACAACAGAAAACAGUGAAACCAAUGGAAAGGACCCACCAUCUGAAGGAAGCUCUGGUAAUAACAAUUCAGAAAGUUGCCCGUCAUCAAUGGUGGACAUUGAUUGCUUUGCUGUAAACAUGGUGGAGCUGUGUGUGCGAAGUAGGACUCUGCUAGUGGCUGGUAGUAGUCAUGUGAUAGUGUAUCAGUUUAGCAUGACAGAAGAAACAUUAGAACUUGUGGUAAGUGGUAUAGUUGUUAGUGAUCUUAUGCAAUAGGACGGUGGAAGGAAGCAGGCUUCAUAUCAGGUGCUUGGAAGUUAUACAUGCGAGAGAGAACAAGGCACGUGUAUGUCCUCCUCACAUGCUUCAAACUUUCUUGGGCCAUAUUGUUUUCAAGUGCCUGCUACCUAAAGGAAGAGGAUGGCAAAUGUUUGUGUGUGACAAAUGUGACAGGGCUCUUAUUUCCAUGUUUGUUGUGAUCUUCACUUAACGUUACUAUGUUCUUGUCUUUUACAAAAAGGUCUGUUUAGGAAGGUGAAGUUAUUUUGGUGAAGUUUUCAAACAUAAUUUUUGUCAUGCUUGUCGCACAUUCUCUCCUCUGCCAUCCUAUUACAUAAGUUCACCAGUGUUUCAUGUCCCUGGUCUUAUUCCUUCUGCAUCAGUGAUAUGAUAAUACGUGAAACAUCCUAACAAGAUAAUUAACUAACAAAGGACUGAGCUGUCACUAAGACUUAAAGAUGCUGGAUUUACAUUUAUUCGGUUUGUAGCUGGGAGUUGAAUAGCUAGGAGGUUCUUUUGGUUCUGUUUUCUUUUUGAUCCCUAUGAGAGUAGCCAGGUAUCAUGCCAGGAGAAAUCCCUUGCCCUUGCCUCUUAAUGGCAGUCCUGUUACAGUAACAGUCAGCUUUAUCUGCUAGGAUAGUAUUUCUGCCUAGAGGGAGAACUCGCACUGCUAUGAAAGUGAAACCAGUAUAUGAAAAAAAUACGUCUAUGACAUAGGGGUUUCAUUCUUAAUUAUUUUACCACAAAGGAGCAUGCUACAGAAAUUAGUUUUGACUCAAAAUUGUUUUGCUAUUAAUUUUGUGGUAUUAAGUCUUGUAAUCAUCAUUGCAUCAUCAAUACCACCACCAUCACCACCACCACCACCAUCAUUAUCAUCAUCAUCAUCACCACCACCGCCAUCAUUAUCCUCAUCAACAUCAUCACCACCAUCACCACCACCACCGCUACCACCAACACCACUACCACCACCAUCAUCAUCCUCCUCAUCAUCAUCAUCACCACCACCACUACCACUACCACCACCACCACCACCACCACCACUACCACCACCAGCACCACCUUCAUCAUCAUCAUCGUCAUCGAUGUUAUCAUCAUUAUUAGUGUGUGCCUGAGAACCUUCUUGUUUCUUGUCUUCUGGUUGGAUGUGCUGAAAUAGUUGUUUGAAAUCAUUUUCUUCUUUGUUUGUAGCAAGUUGACAUCAGCAUGAUGAAUGAUCAGAAUGCAGACUUGUCACCAGAUUCUGCUGAAGUCUCAAGCCCAACUGAUGAUAAAGGAGAGGGCCUGGUGCUAAGUCUAACCUCAAGCUCUAUGCCUGCAUUGUCUCCAACUCUAACCUGUAAGACUGGUUUGUACAAGAGGUCUCCAGGAUUUCAGCCAUCUGUCUGCUGUAUGGUUCUUUCCUCAGGAUCUGAUGUCAUACCUCCAAGCAACUUGGCAGUCAGCUCAGACUUUGGAGUGUAGGUUCAAAUACCAUUCUGUCAGUGAAAGUCUAUGACAAUUAAUAUUGUGCAGGUUUCUCAGGGCCUGUCUAGAACUAGUGAUUAAUGCUUUAUUCUGUAUCAGCUUAUCGGCAUCCACGAGAAAACUGGGGCACAUCUGUUUUAGACGUCUUCACAUCUCUACUUCUUUACCUCUACUUUUCAUUUCCAGUUAUUUUUCUAAUUUUUUCCCUGUCACUUUGGUUUUUUAGCCUGACUAUGAUUAAUGCAAUUAUCUAAUAUAUUAUAAUAAUUACUGUAACUCUGCCAUUGACUUUGCAUACAUACUACUGUUUAUACUUUAUUGUAAUAAUUAAUUGAGAGAGCCUAUUCCUUAUAAGCCUGGUGGUUUCCUUGGGCUUUUGCAUCAUUAGAUUUUAACAUUUAGUGAUUUCUUUUUUGUGUAUUAUAACUUAUGGCAAAACAAUGAACUUGAACUUGAAUGAUGACAGUGACCACUCCCAUUUACCCAAGUUGUUAUUUUUGCUGUUUCCAUUUACAAAAUGGCAUUUUUUUUUUAAGCUCGUUUGUUUCCCAUUAUUUAGCAUUUCCAUCAGUAAUGGCCCUUCUCUGGCUCUGGUUGACAUCAUUCAAAAGAAGCUUGUAACAGUUUUGUCAGCACAGGACAUGAGUGGUAAGUACUAAGCAGCAAAACUCUUCACUUGGCCGAGAACCCUAGUUUGGAUUGAAAAUAGGAAACAUGAGCAAACACGUCUUUGAGCACGCGAACCGAUGCCAAUGCUACAUGAUGCCUUAUUUCUUCCUUGACGCUACUAAAUUUGGAUUGCUAAGUUUCUUUACUCUUAUAGAGACAAUUGCCCGAACAUUUGAGCAGAACCACCGCCGAAGAACGCAAAAAUUCCACUUCUGAUUGGCGUGUGUUGCACAAAGAAGACUUUGCUUAAACUCCCUUAAUUGAUUUCAAUUCUGCUUUCCACUUUAUAUUAAUUUCAAUAAGAAAUAUGAUGUGGUGCAGAAUUUUUUAUUAAAAGUCCUACAGUCUCAGACAAAAGUAGUUGGGAUACUUCCACCCAAUGCUGUUUUUUUUUUUGCUUCUGGCCCGUCCCCUCGUCCUACAAAUGUUAUUUAUCGCAGUUAACCCUCCAAAUCUUGCACACCAACAUUGGGAGGGAAAAAAGAUAGUUAAGCGUGCUAACAAUUCUGACUGAGAUUGUAGGUUUGUAAAAGAAAUGUUUCCUUUGCUUCUCACAAUUUAUGCAUUCAUAUACCCCUGAAAUGUCCAUACCCCCCCUUCACGGAGUGCACUUUUGCUCAAGACCCCCACCGCCUGGUAUUUCCGUAAUUAUUCAACUUGAUUGGGUACUCUUUGGAAAUAAUGUUUGGGUCAAAAAUAUUGUUGCACGAUAUCAUUAUGCCAAAGAUAAUUAAUGUUUGUCUGUGAUAAAGUGAGAAAAAAUAUUUAUACUGUGUCUUAUAAUCUCAAGGACGUUCUAAGCUAAUAAUUAAUCAUAGAGGCGAUACCUGAUAGGCCACUUACAUGAUGACGUCAUUUCACUACAGAAUCCUUUAGGGUUUUGCUUUCUUGUGCAAAUAGGGCUUUUGUUAUUUAAACCUCACUGGGAGUACAACAUUUUGAUAUGAAAGAAAACACGAAAAGGAUUCUGUUCUGGUCUUAGUAGUAAAAUGACGCUAUCGUGCAAAUGGCCUAUUACACUACUGACUAAAGGAAUAAUGUCAUCUGCAAAAGAACCAGUUACUUUCAAACUAAACACCACGUGAACUUUCAUUACUUCAUUUCAGUUAGAAAAUGUUACAAGAAGGCUUAGAACACGACCAAAUUACGGUGAAUCAAACGUGUAAUAAAGCAACAGCUAGAUAACCGGAAGCUUAUUCACGAGGCGAUGUCAGUUGUAUUAAAGAAAACUAUCGCGUAAGCCGUGAAAAAAGCAUUUAGCCGACUGUAGAUAAAAGAUUAUUAAUGAAAACAAUACUUGUUUUGAAACACCGGUAACAGUAAACUAACUGAUAGCAUGCUCAACAGAGAUGUUAUUUAUUGAAUGACUCAGCAAUCUUACUCAGACCCCCUGGAAGGAAAAACUCUUUAAGCAACCCACCCACCCCCUCGGAAAUUACCUCCUUUCAGACCCCCCUCCCUUGGAAUUUCCGUCGCUCUCCGUUGGGGGGGGGGGGCAUGAGUAUUUUCGGGAACUACACAUUGCAUUUUUGUGGUCUAAAAUGGACCAAAAACAAGUCAAGCUAAACAGGUCUGUGGCAAAAAAUUCUUUGCAGCUGUGUCAGAUUCACCGUCAGCAACAGCGACACCAUCUGCUGGCCCAGCGGUUGUAACCGGCACCCCCCUGACAUUCACUAUCAAUGCUGAUGGCACAGGAGGAGAAUUCCAGGUUGAUGCCGGCUCAAAACCCGAAAGGAGGAAGAGUCGUCCAAUCCGACCUCCUCCCCCAGUGAGAAGGCUGAGCGCUAAGCUGGGUGAUCAAAAUGGCAGUGAAGCUGUAGAUGGUUGGUUACGAUCAAGAACGUCAAGCGCUCCCGUGCUGGAUCCUGGUCCUCCUGAUAGCAUCAGUUGUGUACGAUUUGCAUGCACGUUUACCAAAAAGAAUGGUAUGUAAUGUUACAUCAGAUAGUCCGUGUGUGUCCUGUUAUACGAGGUAUCCCGUGAUUGGCAUUUUAAUGAAUGACGGAAGUGUUUCAUACAAGUGAUUCUUACUGUCGUCAACCUUUCUAAAUAACGGUGCGUUAAAGUGCAGUAUUUAUUCUGUCUAGUACAUGAAGGGGCAGCAAAGGUGGUUUUCUACAAGGACUCGCCUGAUUGACGGAAACUAGAAAGAAAAGUGGGUCCCCAGCUCCACGACCACGAAUCUUUCAAAAAAAUUUUAAGAAUACUAAAACGGCCUUAAAACGUAUACCUAAGAUUUUAUAAAAAUAUUAAGUAGCUUAAAUAUCUAUGAAAUUUGCUUGUUCUCGCCAAUCAUCUAUUUUAUUUAGUUUUUGUUAGCCCUUGGUGGAACCUCACUGCGCCCAAACUGUGAGCUGGAACGCAAACCCCUGAGUGAUCUUUUAAUCGCUGCAUGUCUAAAAUCUCGUACGUUUAUAUUUUAAGCUACUCUGUGUCACGUUAUCCCGGUUGAAUAUUUUGCAGACAACUUGGUGAGCCCGUGUCUGUGGGUUGGAACAGCCCUUGGUAAUGUGUUUGUUGUGGUGCUUAACUUGCCGGUCCGAGAGGAAAGAGAUUCACAACCUGUGCUAUCUAUAACUACAGGUACGUAAUACAGAAGGGUUCCGUGACAAUGUAUCAGUGCUCCAAUGUCUUAUUAUCUUUGACUGUAGAAUAUGUACAUCACUGAUUGAAGCCGACAGAGCUGAUAGGUGCUCCUGUUUCUUGUAUGAGCUUCGGACAUAAUUUAUAGUCGAUUUACAAUUUAGAUUUAGAGGUAACAAAUCCACCCAGUGGUUCUUCGUCUACCUGAUUCCUGAUCGAAUUGCAAUUUGGAAAUGUAGGUUUUUGAGGAAUGGGGAAAACCGGAGUACCUGGAGAAAAAUCUCUCUGAGCAAGGGAGAGAACUAACAAACUCAACCCACAUAUGGCUUCAACGCUGGGAUUUGAACCCGGGCCACAUUGGUGGGAGACGAGUGCUCUCGCUACUGUGCCACCCCUCGAAACUGGGUCUACUGGAAACGGGGUUUCACCUUCAUUACAGGGUUAACUCUUUAAGCCCCAAGAUCCACAUACAAAUUCUCCAAACGGAUCUCAAUACAUUUCCUUACAGAAUUAGUUGAGAGAAUUUGUUCAAAGAUCAAAGCGUUUUCCCAUAGGUGAUCAUUUUAUUUAUUCUCAUAACCUUUACCCUGGAUGAUGUAUUGAUUUUGUCGGGAGAAAAUCGAUGUUGGUCGCUCUUGGGACAUACAUGCUGAGGUAAAUAACAUGUGGUUUUGAUCACGUUACAGGGUCUUUAUUCCAUCCUAAAGCAGGCGUGAUUCAAAGCAUUGUGAUCCUUGAUGGUCAGGGUCAUCUCUUUCCUUCGCCAUUUCAGUUUUGGAAGGAAAAGGAUUCACACCAGAACAAGAGUAAGUAUGCGCCGCUUUGGGAGUAGAGCGUUUGUACGUUACUCGAACAGCACAGUUGCUAAAUGUCAUUUUCUUACUUAAUAAACAAGUUAAGGAAUAUUGAUUGCUGCAUUCCAAUACUGUUUACAACUAAACCAUUUCUUAUAUCACAUUCACAUUAGCUCUUAAAUCGUAUUGAAUUAAACUGGGUCUUAGUUCUCAUCGUUGGUUUUUCUUGAUGGAGGCAUAAUUUUUCAUCCCAAUUUCCCUUUUGUCCACUUCAACAACUUUGCUACUUGUUCUUUGUUGACGACAACGGAUCGAAAAAAAGCGCGAAAAACCGCGUUAGGGUAGGUUUCACUUUUUCACUUCACCUGGAACAAUCAGGCUAUGUUGGAAUUUCUUCAAGGUUUCCUAAAAUUAAUUUUAUAGAAGUAGUUCUUUUGAUUAACCCUAUACUUUUCAAAAUGGGCUUUCUUCUCGUUUUCAGGAAACUCGAUGAUGACAAGAGAAAUAUUUGACAGGCAUUUUGUUGUCAUUUGUACGGAACGAGAAGCCAAGGUCAGAUAAAAUUUUGCAUGACGUAAUAAAAGUUUUAAAAAGGAAGUCAAUACUGUGUUACUGGCAUAUGCAGAGGGGUUUUUAAACCAAAGAUUAGAGAACAAACUAAACCAAAGAACUUUCGUUGGGAUUCUAUGAGCGCGGGAAAAUGCGUACGACUAAGUCACGGUUAGUUCAGGCUUACUUUUGAUUAGCUAAACAAGUGACUUAAGAUAUAAUUUAUUCCAACAAAAAGCUGAAACUGUGAAAAACAACGCCGUAGCGAAAUUUCUUUUGACAUUCAGUUGAGGACCACUCUAUUUACCAUGUUUACUUUUAAGAAUUUUGUUUGGCAAUAGGAGUGAUGUAUUAAAGCCAAACAUUCCGGGAAGAAAUUCAUGUUUCAAUGCCAUUUAGCGCUAUGAUUUCUUUUAGUGGUGGAGGGGAGGCGGGGGGGCGGGGGGGGGAGUUCACCUGUUCGCAAAAUUAUAUCCUUAAACUGAUCCCUUAGCAGGGAUAAGAUGAACAGAUCACACGAAAGAGUAUAUCUGUGAACAUUUUGCCACUGAGCUAAUGCUGAAACCUAAAAUAACAUUUAUUUACGUGAACAUUGGACGUUGCAACUUACUAAUAUCCAUUGAGAUUAAGGCUUUCGGGCCAUGUUUUUUUGGGGUUGGUUGGUUGUUUUUCUAUUGUACUUGUGGCACCAGAGGUGAUCGUUUGGCCAUACUAAGAAUUAUGUCAAAUACAAGUCAAGAGUAAACAUCAGAAAGCAUAAUUUUUUUCCCGAUGGCACUGCUGAUUAAAAGUAAAAUAAUAACUUUGUCUUGUUUUUGUUUUGUAAUGUUUAAUUUAAAGGUGUACUCAUUGCCGACAAAUCAAACAAAUCCAAAGAGCUUUUCCGAAGCAAACCUCCUAGAUGAUGACUCCGCCGUGUUACUCAAGGCAGCUGCUGUUGUUGUUGAAGGUAACAAGUCAACAAGACCUUUUUUACACUAAUGAUACUACUACUGGCCAGAUGAAGCAAACACAACGCAACGUCAAAUAAGAACGUGAAAACGCUCUGAAAGGACUGAACAGAACCUCAGGGUGCUUAGCGUUUUGCUGUCUUUGGUGACGUUGUCUUUGCUAAAUAUGCUUACUAUUUCCACUGGACAAAGUUUUCGACAUCUUUGUCACAUGUUUUUCACAAAUUUUUGUGCGUAAUUUGGUUACCCACGAAACACCUACGAACCCCUUACGAACUCCUCUGAAAGUGUUUGUACGUGUCCAGAUUAAAGUGAAAUUUGGAAGUGUGGGUUUUUUAGGGAGGAGAAACCGGAGUACUCGGAGAAAAAGCUCUUGGAGAAAGGGCGAGAAUUUAGGGUUAGGGUUGACACCAACCCUAACGCAAACCUAACUCUGACCCUAUCGCAAAAACAGCAUUAUUUUUAAAAAAAGAUAGUCCCCGACCCUGCGUUGUACUAACACCCGAACCCAGGCCACAUUGGUGGGAGGUAUAUGCAGCGUGCAAAGAAAGUAGUGUCCGAUAGCCCGGGGCUAGUGGAUUUUGCUAUCGGGCUAGUGAAUUCUAUUUUUAACUUGCCCGACGGGCAAGUGAUGUUUUAUGAGGAGUUUGAAUAACAAAAGAACAAAGCGUUUUUGGGGCUAGUUGAAAUGACGUCUGGGCUAGUAAAUGCUAGCUUCAGCUCGUCCGAUUGGCAAGCUGUAAAAAUGUUUUUCUUUGCACCCUGGGUAUAUGUCCUCUCGGCACUGCACAUUGUUGUUCAUCUAAUGGGUUUGGUUGGCUCCUUAUAGUAUAGAACCAGUCCAGAUCCAGGUGGUUUUGAGGGCAGUACCGUGUCUCCAAACUGAUCUAUAUAUUCCCCUAAAGAAUUAGUUGACAGAAUUUGAUAAAAUAUCAAGGCAGUUUCACUUUGGUGAUCAUUUUGUUUAUUCUCAUAACCUCGUCUCUUGACAAUCUUUGGAUAUUGUUAGAAGAAAAUUGAUGUUAUUCACUAUUGGGGCUUGAAGGGUUAAAAGCUUUGAUUUCUACUACUGUAUGUAAUUGCGCGACUCCGCCGCCAGGGCAUGUUGAAUUUUGAUUGGAUCACACGAAACCCAUCAAAGUUUUUAAAAAUGUAUAGAAAACGUGCCAAAAAGAUGUCGAAAACUUUGUCAAGUGGCACCGGUGGCCAGAUCUUCGCUGUAGCAGAUAAACCUUAAUUCCUGUUUCCGUUGCUCAAGCCUUGGCAUAUUCAGACACAGGCUAAUCAAUAUCUUCUGGUUUUGAUGUAGGAAGCAGCUGCUUGUUGUGUCUUACUAGUCUAGGAAAGGUGCUUGCACUCAGCCUACCAAACCUAUCACCGCUAAUGGACGUAGAAUGCUCAUUCCUUUUGAAGGAGUACAGGUUGGUACUGUUUCACUAGCGGGUGGGAUAGGGUGUUGAUUUGCCCAAAUGGACGUAGAAUGCUCCUUCCUUUUGAAGGAAUACAGGUUAGUACUGUUUCAGCUAGUGGUUGGGUGGGUGUUGGUUUGCCCAAACCUAUAUGGGCGUAGAUUGCUUCUUCCUUUUUAUCUAGGGGUUGGGGUAGGGCUCGUAAUUAGUCUGCAAGGGAGCUCUCUAUUUAGAGUGCUAGGGAAGUAGUGCGUGUUUCACGCGCCAGCGAGCUACGAAAGAAUUGAGGGUGGGGUGGGACCGGAAAAGGGGGCUCUCCUGUCUCGACGUCUCAAUUCGGUCGUCGCUCGCGCGUGAUCCUUCGCCUGACGCGAAUCUCAAAUGGAAUACUUGCUCACAGACUAUCUUUUACUGUGCCCGGCAAAUGUGCUAUUCCGUCACAUACCAGACGUUUCUCGAUGUAUGACGAUUAACUCAACUUUUAACUGGUUCCCAUAACAAAAACUACGCAUAGUUCGUUUUUAAGUUGUUUUUCUUUGCUUAGAUUCCUCAGGACAUUGGUAUUUUCUGACGAUGCCCAGGCAUUGAUUUUGUGCUCGCCGUUCGAAAUCCAGCGGCUUUCGAUGUUCGUCAGACCAGGGUAAGUGGGAAUUUUAUGUUAGUGUCCAUGAAUUCAUGCUUCUGAAUCUGAAUUUUUUUACCCGUUCAAUGUGAAACUGUAUUAACUGAACGUUACUGUGCACUCGGUUACACUCAUGUGAUUCGUACCUUUUUGUAUCUGAGCGCUUUCCAAAAGUCAUAACUGGCCGGCGGACCAAUCAUUUUGAAAGAAAAAUGUAACUGCGACGAUCAUUUCUUCAUUUUCAAAAAUGUAACCCUUACUCGAAAUUUUCCCUAAAUCCCACCACUGCUGAGUAUACCAUGUAAGAAUACACUGAUCUUGCUGGUUAGGUUCGAUAAAUAGUGGAAUUCUCUCUACAAUUGGAAAGCGCCCUUAGUUUUUGUUCCAUACCAAGAUGAGAAUUGAUUGCCAUUCCGUUUGAAUUAUUUCAGGACGUUAACAGAAAAUCAAGGAUCAUUAUUCCGUGCUAUGGAGACACCUGAACCUCCCAGUAAAGGCUUUUUCAGCAGCUUGUUUAGCUCUGCAGCUUCACCUCUUGAUAGGGAACAGCUUUGUAAGUGUUCUUUUAGUCAAUCAUAUCCGUUUCUUAAUCCUGUGGCAAAAUUUAUUCAAGAAAUAAUCUAUCCAAAGUUAAGUCAGUCAGUCCGUCAAUCCAUUAGACAGAAGCAAUAUUGCAUUUUCCCAAUACACGUUAUUUGACGGUGCAGCUGAGUUGCCAAUCAUGCCAACAACGCACGAAUCUUUUUUUUUUCGGACUGAACAUGGCGGUUAGUAUCGAAGAAAUGAGGAUUACUCACAGGUAGUAUUGAAGAUUUGAAGAAGAGCUCGGUAACGAAGGAAAAAUUUAACGGUCCUCUCUUCAGUUUUUAGGAUUGCUUUACAUGUGGUUUAGGCCGAUUUGAAUGGUCACAUGGCCUUAACUAAUUCUGGUGUAUUUCACGUAGAUUACAGUGUGCAACAGUUAAGCAGGGUCAAGCGUACGUUAGUAGUUGUAGAUUUCAGAUUCAUCUCUGCUUUCCUGCAUGUAUAAUGAGCAGUGAAUUCACACACGAGAUAGUUAUAGUACACUGUUUUUAAAUGUGAUGUAAAUGUCUUCAUAUAGGAGCCUGCAAUGUAUUAUAUAUGCAAAGGUUUUUCAAUCUGACCGAAUACUGAGCAAUACUAACGGGUUCAUUUUUCAAAUAAUCAGUUCAUUAAUAGAAAUUAUGGGGAACGUUUGUUUGUUUGUUUAUUUGUUUUUCCCUGGGGUUGUUGUUCAAAGCACUUUAUGUCGUGUCUCUCUGAAAACAGUUUUGUCAUGUCUCGAGUUGCUAUUUUUCCCGAGUCGAACAUCGAGCUCUCGAGAACUCUGCCUCGAGGCCGGACACUGUGUACAGUUGAACUUUGGCUAAAGUUGUUGUUUUGCUUUUCCUUCUGGCAGUCGGUACAGAGAGUGGAAAUGCGUCUCGUAGUCUGACAGAUCGUUUUAAUGGCCCUGGUAUGGAAAAACUACAGGAAACGUCCAGCGGAUUAGCUGGUGUUGUGGCUAGGAACAAACAGGUGAGGUUCUGUGAGACAGUUUGUUACUGGCUGAAAAUAAAAUAGUAUUAAAAACAGGAUUGGAGAAAUUAUCCUAGAAGUCUGCUUAUUUCUCGAUUCUUUUUCUACUGGGAAUAAUAUAUAAUGCGCGAAAGAAAAAAGUGUAAGAACAAAAUAGGAAAAAAAUAAACCGUAAAUAAUGAGUUUUCCUUGUUGUAUGGAUUAUCCAAUACAGAAAAGAGAUAAAAAAGGGAUAAAGAUUGGAGAGACUAAUGAAGUAAUUUCCUAAAUAAGAGAGAGAGAAAAAAAAGAAAACGCUUUUGUUCUCUCUGUUGGCUCUAUCAUUUUCAAUCUGUGCUGUAAUAUCUUAUUAUUGCGAACAUGUAACUAAUCACAAUGUCGUGUUAGAAAAGAAUAAGUUCAAAACAAUGUGGUUUAUUUCAGGCUCUCUUAGAGAGAGGGGAAAAGCUGUCUGAACUAGAACAGAGAACUGAGCAGAUGAAUGUUCGAGCCAAGGCCUUCGCGGACGCUGCUCAUCAGCUGACUCUUAAGUACAAAGAUAAGAAGUGGUACCAGGUUUGAGGCCUUGUCAUGUGACCACACAGAUGGGAAGCCUGUGGUAAUCUGCACAGGCAUGUUGCAGCAACAUCGUAUGAUGAUAGAACAGUCAACUCUUAUGAUCGAUCGAACCCCUUUGCUGGUAGAAUCGUACCCUCGGUAGAAUUGAAGGAUGAGGUUACAAACAGCCCCCGUACAGCAGACACUUCGCCACAACGGACACGCCGUUUUUAAGGAUACGAAAUUGAGAACUACUCCCGCAGCAACACUGUUGUAGUUCAUAGACAGCCGUCACGCAACUCUUGUCCCACAUGCUUGUUUCCAACUAGUCUAAGUAGUAAACGUCCCCGUGCAAGCAAAGCGCGAAAGAAAGGAGGCUUUUAUUGAUUACGGCUUGGGGAGAGGGGGUUACCAAAAUCAAUCUGGAGAACAGAAUUUCACAAGCCACUUGUAUACUCCACCCAGACUUUUGCAAUUUUGGCAACCGACUCCCACAGGGAUUUCCAAAAUUAUGUACCCCCCACCCAUCCCCUCUUAUAGUUGUGAAAAUUGGCCCUGUCACCUCAAAUCUAGAGGUUUGCUCGCGCAUGACGUUUUGCUACUCAGGCUAGUUUCUCGUAUUUAGUUUGUGUUAAGCGGCUUCGAAAAAAAUAUUCAAGUUUGUUAUAGAUUGUUAAACUCACCUACCCGUAUACAUGAAGGUAAACAGUUUUAUUCCUGAUUGUUCUUUUUGGGCAAUGUAGGGUAGGGUACGGUGGGUAGGCUCUUUAGGGCCUGAUUACAUGGAGGUGGGGGACCCCAUGUAGGUGAUGUAACCUGCUUAGGUGGGGUAACCCACCUGUCCAUAUAAUCUCUCGUUUUAAUUUGAUUACGUUCACGUGGUCGGUGGGAUGACCAUAUGAGAGAUUAUACGGACAGACGGGUUACCCCACCUAAACGGUUUACCUCACCUACCUGGGGUCCCCCACCUCUAUGUAAACAGGCCCUUAGACUCAGUCAAAACAAAGGAGAAACACUGGUGUAAAAAUAGGAAAACGGGGUGUAAUUUUGAACCGACAGAUCAGUGCGCUGCUGACGACUUCGCUUAGAAACCAAGUUAUUCAAAACAUAGUAGAGGAGACUGGUUAUGAAAGCAGGCAAUCAUUAAAGUUGAAAACAACGGUACUGUAGAUUAUGCUGGAAGCUCCCUGACCGUGCACAAUUCGUUGUUUUUAGUUCACAAGUUGUAACUGAAUAAAUUAAUGCGAUGUGUCUAUUGGUCAGUAAGUUCAAAAUGAUAGGAAUGCUAUUGACCGUUGUGCACGGUCAGGUCCAAAAAAGCUAACAAAAACAUAUAACAAAGAAGUCUAACAGGUUUCAUAACCCUUCCACUUUAAUAGCUAUGUUCAAAAUAAGCUUAGUAAGCAAUGCUUCGCAUGAUUUGGGUUAGUUCUAAAUAUGUAAGGAUUUUGCUCCAAAAUCAAUUACAAAUAACGAACGAAACAGUUUUUGCCAUUGCUCAUCAUGUAUUGGAUUUUUUAAACUUACUGGAUUAUUUAAACAUUUUGCAUUGAAGAGUUGCCUUUUAAGAAGAAGGCUUACAGUCAAACCAAGUCAAGCGUACCCCCCAAGAUUCUAUCAGUGAAUUGAUUAUUUGAAAAAUGAAUCCGUUAGUCUUUCCCGUAACUGGUGUCAAAUUCAAAGCGGCAUUUCUGCAUGCGUAAUGAGCAGUGAAUAUUUUACGAGAACUUCUCUGUAUUUGGUCAGAUUGGAAAUCUUUGAAUGGAUUAAGCUUGUUAGAAGACAUUUACAUCAAUUUUUAGGAAAAUGGAGCUGGUAGAAAUUUCAUAACUGCCUCCCGUGUGAAUGCACGGCUCAUUACACAUACAAGAAUGCAGAGAUCAAUCUGAAAUCUACACCUAGCAACGGAUUCAACUUUUGAGUAAUAAAUUCAUUAAUGGGUUCUUGGGGGGUACGCUUGACCUGGUUUGACUGUAAACGGAAUGUUUGAAACAAAAUGUUAAUCAUUCUAGAAAGGAACAGUGUUUCCUUCUGUUGUAAACAGUUUCUUAGCUUGUUUGUUAAUAGAUUAUUAGUAAGAAUGUAACACGAUUCUGUGCGUAGAAAAAUUGUAACAUUGAUGUUAAUACACUGAGUAUUGUGUAAAAAUGUG
Molecule: messenger RNA, 27352 nt
Organism: Porites lobata
Lineage: Eukaryota; Metazoa; Cnidaria; Anthozoa; Scleractinia; Poritidae
Source: the annotation of a GenBank genome assembly